Messenger RNA from Bombus impatiens (common eastern bumble bee), 716 nucleotides. Its product is annotated as probable low-specificity L-threonine aldolase 1. NCBI's taxonomy places the organism in Eukaryota, Metazoa, Arthropoda, Insecta, Hymenoptera, Apidae. The coding region runs from base 274 to 657 and encodes 127 amino acids. The record is from RefSeq and is a predicted model, not a curated record. Gene Ontology annotation, molecular function: L-allo-threonine aldolase activity. The transcript has a single exon. Gene Ontology annotation, biological process: L-threonine catabolic process; glycine biosynthetic process. Gene Ontology annotation, cellular component: cytosol.
UGUAGUAUAAAACGCGUUUGCAUGAAAUACAUCACAUAUCACAAACGAAAAUUGAGGUUAUAUUAUAUUAUAUUAUAUCAUAUUAUAAUGAAAUUAUAUUAUAUAUUAUUGCAUUAAGAUAAGCAAAAUUUGAAUUAUAAACAAAAUCGUAAAGCUAUUUUUAAUUUGAAACAUAUUUAUUUUAAUUCAGGUGCUCCUGUAGGUUCUGUUCUGUGUGGAACUAAAGAUUUUAUCACUAGUGCAAGGAGAAUCAGAAAAGUACUUGGUGGGGAUAUGAGACAAGUUGGUAUUCUUGCUGCAGCUGGGCUUGUAGCUCUUGAAAAUAUCCCCAAAUUAGUUCACGAUCAUAGAAGGGCUUACGCUUUUGCAUCUGCGAUAAAUGAAAUCCAGUCGUCUAUAUUUUCGAUUGAUUUGAGUACUGUACAGACAAAUAUUGUUUUCCUGAACAUCGAAUCCGAUACCAUUGACACAACGAAGUUCAUUCAUUGUUUGCUAGAAUUUGAUGAUGCCGAGAACGAACACGUUGUCGUCAAGUGUUUGGGAUUGACCGAUUCACUUAUCAGGUUUGUAUUUUCUUUCGAAAUUACAGACGAUGAUUUGAUGUUAGCUAUUAAAAAGGUUACAUCCGUUAUUAAAAAGUUAGAUCCUAAAUUCUAAUUAUUAUAGUCAAGGGUGCCUAAUUGUUAUCUAAAAUAUAUUUAUUGGGAUACGCAUAA